CACAUCUGUUUGUUGUCAAUUGGUGUGUCGAAACAACUGGUAAUCUAUCAAGCUCAGCCUGCGUCAUCCCAGCGUCGCCUACCUAUAUCCGUCAACUAGAGUCGUGCUGUUCGUCCCAGCUGUCGUGUAGUGUGCUAAUUUCCUGUUGUUUGUCUGUUGCAAUGGCUGCUGCUGCAGUGGAGGGUAUCCAAGGCCCAGCGUCUCCACAACCCGUGUUCGGAGCCGGAGAUGCAGACUUGGCGUAUGGAUCACUAGCAAACUUUGUGAUAGAGAAAAAGAUCGGGCGAGGGCAAUUCAGCACGGUCUACCGGGCGAGAUGUCAGCACGACGGAAGUAUGGUGGCGUUGAAAAAAGUGCAGGUGUUUGGGAUGAUGGACGCAAAAGCUCGCAGUGAUUGCAUCAAAGAGAUUGGUUUGCUCAAACAACUCAACCAUCCAAACGUGAUCAAGUACUUGGCAAAUUUUAUUGAGAAUAAUGAGCUCAACAUAGUCCUGGAGUUGGCAGAUGCAGGCGAUUUGUCACGAAUGAUUAAGCAUUUCAAGAAACAAGAUCAUCUAAUACCAGAACGCACUGUUUGGAAGUAUUUUGUGCAGCUUUGCAGUGCCGUAGACCAUAUGCACUCUAGACGAGUCAUGCAUAGAGAUAUCAAGCCAGCCAAUGUAUUCAUCACAGCAACAGGAGUUGUAAAGCUGGGCGACCUUGGACUGGGUCGUUAUUUCAGCUCAAAGACGUCUGCAGUGCAUUCAUUAGUGGGUACACCUUACUACAUGUCUCCUGAGAGGAUUCAUGAAGCUGGCUAUAAUUUCAAAUCAGACAUAUGGUCAUUAGGCUGUUUGCUUUAUGAGAUGGCUGCUUUGCAGUCACCUUUCUAUGGUGACAAAAUGAAUCUCUACUCACUCUGCAAGAAAAUUGAAAAAUGUGACUACCCUCCUCUACCAGCCGACAUCUACACAGAAGAGCUGAGACAACUGGUUCGAUUGUGCAUUCAACCAAAUCCUGAUGACCGACCCGACAUCCAGUAUGUUUAUGAGGUUGCAAAGCAAAUGCAGUUAAAAACAAUGCAGCAGUAGGGCAUCACCUUCAACUGUGGCUUGAGGAUAUGACAAUUAGAUUGUCUACAUCUUAGCUGUACAGACACCCGACUCAUUUAUCACUUCAUUGUCACAAUUAUAUACAGUAUGUCUGUCCCAUCUACAGAAGGUAACUUAUUUGAUUUGAAUGUAUAGAAGAACUUGUAGUAGUCAUUGACUGUGAGGUUCUUCGUAAGUCUCUAAUGUGAAUAGAAGCCAGUGAUGAUCUCA
Messenger RNA from Corticium candelabrum, 1301 nucleotides. RefSeq names its product serine/threonine-protein kinase Nek7-like. Gene Ontology annotation, biological process: peptidyl-serine phosphorylation. Gene Ontology annotation, molecular function: ATP binding; protein serine/threonine kinase activity. NCBI's taxonomy places the organism in Eukaryota, Metazoa, Porifera, Homoscleromorpha, Homosclerophorida, Plakinidae. The transcript is spliced from 10 exons. The coding region runs from base 162 to 1070 and encodes 302 amino acids. The record is from RefSeq and is a predicted model, not a curated record.